Molecule: messenger RNA, 313 nt
Organism: Diachasmimorpha longicaudata
Lineage: Eukaryota; Metazoa; Arthropoda; Insecta; Hymenoptera; Braconidae
Exons: 2
Coding region: 8-313 (101 amino acids)
Source: RefSeq, a predicted model, not a curated record
UCUAAUAAUGGCCGGAGCUCGCUGGGAGGGAGGUGUCGGCCCGGACACCCCGAGAGCGCGGUGGAUCCGCGCUCUGAGGCGCGAGGCGCGUGGCCUGGAAGCCGAGGGCGAGCAGGUGCUCGCACAUGCACCCCCUGUCGCCCUUGUAGCACCUGCUCGCCCUGUACGACGUGGAGGAUGCCUGGGCGCUCAGGGUCCUCUUCGGGGACGAGCCCACCCAGCCCGACCUGAUCCAGGAGAAUUGGGACUUGGAGCAGUGGGACUGAGGCCACUCCCCCCCCCCUUUCCAUUUAAUUUUAAGUUGAAAAAAUAA